AUCUCUGCUUUCUCGCCACUUUUUCCCAGUCUCGCGCUCACACAAACCCAGUGGGACAGAUGUGCAGUGUCACUCCUGGACUUUGUGUGUGUGUGUUAGUCCGGUUUUGCCUGGUUGUUUCCUCCAUGAUGUCCCGCUCGAGGUUGAUCCUGAGUGCGGUGCUCGCGCUGUGGGCGUGCGGCUCGUGCAGCCCGGGGCCGGUGGAGGACGUGCUCGUGGACUCAUACUCACGACCAAAGCGCUGCAUCAGAGAGGUGAAGAAAGGAGAUCUGGUGCGCUAUCACUACAACGCCACGUUUACUGACGGCAGACAGUUUGACUCCAGUUAUGACAGAGGCACAGCGUUCUUUGUAAAGGUUGGUGACGGACGUCAGAUUGCUGGAGUGGACAAAGGCAUUGUGGGAAUGUGUGUAAAUGAGCGCAGGAAGAUCACUGUCCCACCACAUUUGGCUUAUGGCAGUCAGGGAGCAGGUAACACCAUUCCCCCUGACUCAACUCUGGUGUUUGACCUCAUCCUGCUUGACAUCUUCAACAUGGCGGAUCGUGUAAAGACAGAGAUAAUAAAGACACAGCAGAACUGCACGCGCUCCGUCAAGAAGACUGAUUUUGUCCGAUUUCACUUCAACGGAAGUCUGCUGGACGGCACGCAUUUUGACUCCAGUUAUGAACGCUCUCAGACGCAGGAUAAUGUAGUCGGAGAUGGCUGGCUAAUUAAAGGACUGGAUGAAGGGCUGUUGGGGAUGUGUGUGGGGGAAAUCAGAAACUUCGUCAUCCCUCCAUUCCUGGCCUUUGGAGAGAAAGGAUAUGGGAAAGAGAUCCCUCCUCACGCCACGGUGAUAUACGACAUCCUGCUGGUGGACCUGCACAACCCGAAAGACGAUAUCACCGUGGAGAUCCAGGAAAUCCCUGAGCCCUGUACUCGCAAAACCAUCAUAGGAGACUACAUCCGCUAUCACUACAACGGCACCUUCCUCAACGGAGACGCCUUCGAUAGCAGUUACAAUCAUAACAGUACGUACAACACGUACAUCGGGCUGGGCUACGUGAUCACAGGGAUGGAUAAAGGACUGCAGGGGGUGUGUAUGGGCGAGAAGAGGAGGAUCAUCAUGCCGCCUCACCUCGCAUAUGGACAGCAAGGAGCAGGUAAGGAAAUCCCUGCCUCAGCUGUGCUGGUGUUUGAUAUUCAUGUGAUCGACUUCCACAACCCAAAAGACUCGGUGCAGGUGGACGUGAUGUUCAGGCCGGAGGUGUGUAACGAGACCAGCCAAGUUAACGACUACAUCCAGUAUCACUACAACUGCACACUGAUGGACAGCACACUGCUCUUCACCUCGAAUGAUUACAGCGUUCCACAGGACGUGCUGUUAGGAGGAGAUAAAGUGAUCAACGGUCUGGAUGAAGGUCUGAGGGGGAUGUGUGUGGGUGAGAGGAGGAUCAUCAUCAUCCCUCCACACCUGGGACACGGAGAGAGAGGAGCGGGGAGUGUUCCAGGCAGUGCUGUGCUGCGGUUUGAGGUUGAGCUCAUCUCCAUGCAGAAAGGUGUUCCUGAAGGUUACCUGUUUGUUUGGCUGGACGAGAUACCCGAGGAGAUUUUUGAGGCUCUGGACAUUAAUCAGGAUAAAGAAGUUCCACUGGAGGAGUUCUCAGAGUUCAUAAAGCGUCAAGUGGCAGAGGGUAAAGGUCGUCUGAAACCGGCCCAGGAUCCUGAAAGCGUCAUUGGAGACAUGUUUAAAAACCAGGACAGGAACGGAGACGGACGAAUCACAGCAGACGAACUGAAACUCAAAGUGGAGGAAGACGCAGAGAAAGAAAAAACUCGGCAUGAAGAACUGUGAGAGAGUCUCUCUCUCUCUCUCUCUCUCACACACACACACACACACACACACUCACACACACACAGUAAUCCCAUUCCUCUUAGAGAUGAAAACCACUCAGGAUUUUGUCUUUUUUCCAAAAGCAAAAAAACAGAACAGAACAGAUCAGUAACUAAAGUGUGCUUGCACUGUUUUUAAGUUAAAAAAUAAUGUGGCCUUCACUCUUCAGUCCAUACAGAUGGAAUGAGGAGACAGACUUUAUUUUUUUCAUUUUGUAUAAAAGUGUUUUGUUGACUCUGCAGUGUCGGUGGUUUUAUGUAAAAUGAUCUGAAUAAAUGACUUUUGGUGUGUAAAA
Messenger RNA from Hemibagrus wyckioides, 2169 nucleotides. RefSeq names its product FKBP prolyl isomerase 10b (gene fkbp10b). The transcript is spliced from 10 exons. Lineage: Eukaryota; Metazoa; Chordata; Actinopteri; Siluriformes; Bagridae. The record is from RefSeq and is a predicted model, not a curated record. Bases 60 to 1835 code for a protein of 591 amino acids. Gene Ontology annotation, molecular function: peptidyl-prolyl cis-trans isomerase activity; calcium ion binding.